This is a messenger RNA of Oryzias melastigma (Indian medaka), 3819 nucleotides long. It is a transcript of the gene bmp4, whose product is annotated as bone morphogenetic protein 4. The transcript is spliced from 3 exons. The record is from RefSeq and is a predicted model, not a curated record. The coding region runs from base 1704 to 3026 and encodes 440 amino acids. Lineage: Eukaryota; Metazoa; Chordata; Actinopteri; Beloniformes; Adrianichthyidae. Gene Ontology annotation, molecular function: cytokine activity; growth factor activity; BMP receptor binding. Gene Ontology annotation, biological process: negative regulation of transcription by RNA polymerase II; negative regulation of apoptotic process; BMP signaling pathway. Gene Ontology annotation, cellular component: extracellular region.
UGCAUUUUUCAGGGGAAAAACAGCAGGCCCUUCUGAUUGUUUAAACGCCUUUAGGUUAUUUUGAGGAGAGCAAACAAGCUAUUUUCUAUUACUGAUUGCAAAAACAGGUCAGUUCUUGGGAAGCCUGUCAUAACCAUAAUAGUGAGGUGUAUCGGUACGACUUCAGAGACUAGAAAUGUCUCGAUAAAAUGACCAGGUCAGGUGACUUGAGGUAACCUGCUUCCCUCCAAAUUUCCUUCUUUUCUUUCAACUGUAAAAUUCCUUAGAAGACACAUCAGAGGAGCCAUGUGCAAAGUCUGAUCACAUUAUCUCGGGUCAGUUGGAGACAGAAAAGGAGGAAGAGGCAGUUUCUGCUCCGGUCUCCAUUUUUUUUUUUUUUUUUUUUUUUGGAAGAAGUGCCCCUGUCUGCUGUUCAGUUUAAAGACGGAGGCCUUUUUGAAGAUUUCCUAAUGUCGGGGCUCUGCUUUCUCUGGGAUUCUGAUGUAGGAACUGGACUUACAGGAUUUAGUGGAAACUCAAAAGUAUUUUUAACUCUAAAGUUGAAAACAGGCCAGUGUCUGCUUCACAUCUUCUUUCAUCAUCAUCGCAUCACUUUGAGUGUCUGUCUGCCGUAGCCUGCAGCUUUGUCAGAGGCUGGUUACAGUUACAAGAUAUUCUGUUUGGUCAGUGUUUUUGAGUGCUAUGAAUCCCUGUAAUCAUGGGAGAGGCCCUCUCUGUACAAUGAACGUUUGUUGUCAGAGAUGUUCACGCACAGGCUCACACACUCGCUCGCACGCACGCACGCACACACACAUCGCAGCACCCCAUGGGUAAUCGAGCUGAUCAUGUUCUGAACCCUCCUCUCCCUUCUUUUGCCACAGUUCUCACGAAUGCGCGAGCGGCGGCACACACCGGUGCGCCGAUUCGCUCGUGUACAUGCACGCCUGCACACCUUUGUUUUUUUUUUGUUUUUUUUUUCCACACACAUUGGAUCUAAUAUCAUGACUGAGAAAGGGGGGGUGGGGGUCAAGCUGAGGUCAGAGUCUAAAGGGAUCCUUGAUUGCAUGUACAGUGAGCCAUUGAGGGGGCUGAGUUAAGCCGGGCACACACACCCAUGUUUUACUCUCCGUUAUUGCUAAUACGCACCCUCUGUGUGGAUGACGUUGCCCCAACAGUUGGCGUGGUCACUCUGGAACUCCGUAAUUUUAUUAGUGUGAUUCAGCACUUAAAAUUCAGUCAUUAGAGCUGUAUGACGAGGCUUGUUAAACAUGACUUAGAACUAUAAAGUGGUGAGUAGUCUUCCGUUUUUAUUUAAAUAACCUGGCGUAAUUGCGAUGCUGUCUAACUUAUUCAUUGAAUCAGAAUUUAGGAGUCAGGAAGGUGCAGAAUAAGACAAAAUGAAAGCUACUUUGUGUGACGAAUGGUAAAUAAAUGAUAAAUAAGGUCUGAGGUGAGCUUAAAGCAUUACUGAUCUGCUGUCUGUCUGUGUGUUGUGGCACAUACCUCCUCACAUUCCAGUUACAGUAAAUAGCUAGCUUACCCACGAGUCAAAAUGAUAAGCCUUAAAGAGACACCAGGUCUCUUGUUUUUUUUUUUUUUUUUUUUCCACACAAACUGAAACACAUUCUGGAGUAACUGCCACACCAAGCACAAGUGUUUCCAGCGGCACUUGGCUUUACAGUUUCCCCUCCUUGACUGUAUCUUUCAGGAACAGGGUCACUCCAAUGUUCUCCUGCAGCCUCCCAGCACCACCUAACAUUUCCUGGAAAAACGUGUCCAUUGCCUGCUCCCAACAAACAUGGACUGUUUUCCCAUGCUCUAUUUUCUGUCGAGACAUCAUGAUUCCUGGUAAUCGAAUGCUGAUGGUCAUUUUAAUAUCCCAAGUCCUGCUGGGAGAGAGCAACCAUGCUAGUCUGAUACCCGAAGAAGGGAAAAAGAAGGUACCUGGCCUGCAGGGUCGCUCGACCGCUCAGAGCCAUGAACUUUUACGGGACUUCGAGGCCACGCUGUUGCACAUGUUUGGCCUCAAAAAGCGCCCGCGUCCAAGCAAGUCCGCCGCCGUGCCCCGCUACCUGCUGGAUCUCUAUCGACUGCAGUCCGGGGAGGCUGAGGACGUAGAGGCACACGACAUUCCUUUUGAGUAUCCCGAGAAGACAGCCAGCCGGGCCAACACCGUCAGGGGCUUCCACCAUGAAGAGCACAUGGAGAGGAUACAUGAAGAUGAUGGAGAAUCCAUUCCUCUUCGCUUCCUGUUCAACCUGAGCAGCAUUCCAGAGGACGAGCUGCUGUCUUCCGCAGAGCUGCGACUCUACCGUCAGCAGCUGGAUGAGGCCAGCGCUGAUAGCCUCCUAGACGAGCCGGGCCUUCAUCGGAUAAACAUAUACGAGGUGCUUAAGCCCCCGCGGCCCGGGCAGCUUAUCACUCAGCUCCUGGACACCCGGCUCGUGCACCACAACGCUUCGCGCUGGGAGAGCUUUGACGUCAGCCCCGCUGUGCUGCGUUGGACUCGGGAACGGCUCCCUAAUUAUGGACUGGCUGUGGAGGUUCUGCACCUUAAUCAGACUCCACACAACCAGCACCGACACGUCCGCAUCAGCCGUUCCUUACAUCAGGAGCCAGGAGAGGACUGGGACCAGGUACGCCCUCUUCUGGUUACCUUUGGCCACGAUGGAAAGGGUCACUCAUUGACUCGCCGGACGAAACGCAGCCCCAAGCAACGGGGGCGUAAGCGGAACCGCAACUGCCGGCGCCACGCCCUGUACGUGGACUUUAGCGAUGUAGGCUGGAACGACUGGAUAGUGGCGCCUCCCGGCUACGAGGCCUAUUACUGCCACGGAGAGUGCCCUUUUCCUCUGGCAGAUCAUCUGAACUCAACGAACCACGCCAUCGUUCAGACACUGGUGAACUCUGUGAACAACAAAAUUCCCAAGGCCUGCUGCAUACCAACAGAGCUCAGCGCCAUCUCAAUGCUCUACCUAGACGAAUACGACAAGGUGGUCCUAAAAAACUACCAGGAAAUGGUGGUGGAGGGCUGCGGCUGCCGCUGACCCACAAACUGAGAGCCUCUUCAUACUCCGCGGGAGCAGAGAAAUGUAAUCUUCCAGCCGUCUGGAGUUCUCCCAACUUUUAAGCAGAACUUUGUGUUUAAUGAUUGGUUGAUUAUUUGAUGUAGGCGGGGUUAUUACAGAUGUGUCUGUAGGUGAAAACUGACUGAACGGUAUUACCUGAUGGAUUGGUUGACAUCCUGAAAAAGUGCCUUUUAUGGCCGAUUGGUUUCAUAUUCUCUAAAAACGACUUUCCUUCUCUGCUAUGAACUUAGUUUUCACUUUUCCAUGACAUAAUGUUUGAUGUGUGUUGCAGCCCAAUCAAGACUUCCAAAAAGCUGUUUCAAAAUAUUCUGGAUUUUCUUCGUCCACCUUGUAAACCGAAGACAUUUCUCUGUUCCCGUGGAGUAUGAAGACCUUUUUUAAAAAAAAGGAAAAACAAAAAAAAAAACUGGCAUUCGGACUGGCAACAAGUAAAUCAGAACAUUUUUCCACCCAAAAACAUUUACCAUUAUUUAUAACUUCUACAAUCUGUAUGUUUGUCUCACCUUUUUUUUUUCUUCGAUGAUAUUAUCAUAAAUUUUGGCUAAAUAUAUAUAUUUAUAUCUACAUAUUAAAGACAAAUUGAGCCCUUAUUUUAAAACAAAAGCUGUACAACUUUUCAUAAUGUACAUUAGAUUGUUUGUUUUUUGUUUUUUUUAUGGAGAAAAUAGUAAAAACAAAGUAAAGUUUAUUUACUGGUGAUAUUUAUUGCUUUUGUUUUAUACAGAAAAAAUAAAAACAUGAAUUGCUUCAU